Grus americana (Whooping crane) is the source of this 2608-nucleotide messenger RNA. RefSeq names its product mitochondrial ribosomal protein L32 (gene MRPL32). Gene Ontology annotation, molecular function: structural constituent of ribosome. Gene Ontology annotation, biological process: translation. The transcript has 3 exons. NCBI's taxonomy places the organism in Eukaryota, Metazoa, Chordata, Aves, Gruiformes, Gruidae. The record is from RefSeq and is a predicted model, not a curated record. The coding region runs from base 64 to 624 and encodes 186 amino acids. Gene Ontology annotation, cellular component: mitochondrial large ribosomal subunit.
UGUGCCCUCAGGCGACCGACCGCUUUCCCCUCGUCUGAGGCCUUGGCGGGGCUGUGUGGUGGUAUGGCGGCUCUCGUGGUGGUCUUCUCGCCGCUGCCGCGGCUUCGCGGUCUCCUGCAGCGCUGCUGGGGCCGGCUGGAGCGCGGUCUCUUGCCGGGUUUCUCUGGGGGCCAGAGCCCGCCCUGGGGACCAGCACUAGCUGUCCAAGCUCCAGUUUUUCUUCCACAACCAGUAAACGACACUGGCGAAAGUAGUGAGGCGCCAAGCCUGUUAGACAGCAUCUUGUGGAUGGCGGCACCAAAGAAAAGGCGCACCAUUGAAGUGAACCGCUGCAGGCGAAGAAAUCCCCAGAAGCUUAUAAAAGUAAAGACAAACAUAGACGUUUGUCCUGAGUGUGGAAACUUGAAACAGAAACACGUCCUUUGUGGCUAUUGUUACGCAAAAGUCAAAGCAGAAACUCGACUGAUACGGAUGGAAAUAUGUAAAAAGGAAGGAGGACCAUUUAAUGCUCCAACUGUAGAGACUGUUGUCCUUUAUGAUGGAGAAAAGCCCACAGAAAAAGAUGAAGGCAAGCGGAUCGUUGAAAGAGCCAGGAAGCGUCCGUCUUGGUUUGUUCAAAAUUGAUGCUAUAGAACAAAUACUAACAAAAACAGUUGCUACAGCAAGAAAGAUGAUGAUUUUCAAGAAUGUUUCCUCGUUCACUCAGUGUUGAUACAGAAAGCCAAUGAACUUUUGGAAAGCCUGCUUGAAUUGCAUGUCAUACCAUGUGAUUUUGCAAUCAGGUGUUGUUUCUAUAGCAUGCAGUGGGAGAUGCUUCUGUGAUACGUCAUAGCAGUCAACAAUUAAAGAGAAAUCAGGAUGUAUCUUAGGUUUGGACAUCUGCAUACAGUACACUGAAUAACUUGUAUGCUAAUGUUCUAUGCCGGUUUUGUAAAUAACUUUUUUUUUAAACAAAGGGAAAACAUUCACAGAUAUAAAAUAAAGUAUGUUAAGUUUCCCAGGGAAAUCUGCUUUCUGUUUUUGGCUGCUGCCGUUGGAGGGGGAAAAAAAGUGCAAACCCAGUGUUGAUUGAAUACAAAGGAUAUUUACAAGCAAAGUUACAGUUAUUUGGUUAUUUCCGCAGCUGUUAACAGAAUCUGCCUGGAUCUCUCCCCAGUGCUGCUGUUUGAGAUACUUGGUGAUAUUCCUGUUUUUGAGCAAAAUAGUGGUUGCCAUGUAGUAUUUGCAUUUUUUCUGUACCGGACUGAAGGUUAAGUGUUUCUUGCUGUUGUCAGUAUACACAAUAAUUUUUUGUCUUAAAGGGAUAUGGAAGGCCUUUUUUUUUCCCCUCAAAAUGCACUUGAUUUCUUGAGUGAAAUAAUGAAUUGAAAUGUAAUGAGGGAAAUCUGUACAUUUGACAAGGGUCAAAGCUGAUUCUUUGCAGCCAUUGCCAUUAAGUAGCCUGGGUGGCCAAUGUGUGCUUGGAAAACCGUAAAGAACAGUGGUGCCUUCCUUCCUGUUUGGAGUCUUCUGCAGAGAGGGGGCAGCUCUGCCCUCUACUGUCCAUUGGUACUGUUCAGUGGUGCGGUUACGGCACCUAGCUGUGGAUUUUCACUUCGGUUUUAGCCACAGAGGAGCACCAUUGCAUUUAAGAAUAAGACUGUUUUAGGUUGGGAUUUCAAUAUACAAACUGUACUGUUUGAUAUUAUGGCUCAGCCAGUCUAAUAGCUAUUUGCUGCCAAAAAAAUGCAAGCCUGCCCCUAACCAUGGCUAGGUUGCCCCAGUGUUUCCUUGGCACUUGAGUGUAUCUGCUCCUGUCCUGUCCUCUCGUGGUUCGGGGAGCUGUGCUGACAAAACUGUUCCAUGGCUUGCUGUAGCUUGGUUUUUAGUGGGUACUUCCCUGUAGCUUGGCUUGUGUCAGGGUCAGAAAAGUGGCAACAUGGACAAUAGGAAUAUGAAAGUGGAGGACACAGGACCACGCUUUUGAGAAUAGCCUUCAUUUGUACAUGGCUGAGCCAAUUAGCUUUUGAGAAUAGUCUUCAUUUGUAUGUGGCUGAGCCAGUAAUACCUGCUUAAGAGGUGGGCUCGUGUGCUGUAAUGCUUCACUUCUGCUUUCCUCGCUCUGGAUUCCAUGUUGUGAAACAUAACUGGUAGGAACAGAUGUUAGUGGAGAUGUAACAUUUCCUCCAUAGUCUAAGGGAAUAAUGAAAGCUGAUACGUGUAAAUUGAUGUCAUUUGGUUGACAGCAUCCAAGCAAACAACUUGUUUUUGAGAACUUAAGUUCUUUUCGAUUUGUCCAAACAGGAUUUAUUCCAGUCAUACCUGGUUUUCACUUACUCAGAACUGAAGCCAAGAAAAGGUAGCAAGCAGGAUGUAGAGUGGAAGGCUUACUUUUGACAGAGCUGCAUGGGAUGAGACUGACAUACUGGAGGUGAGAUUAGCCAAGCAAUAAGACAUACAACUUAGGAAGAGUUGGAUUAUUAUUUUUUUUUGUUUCUUUUUUCUAGGACCAAUUACACCUUACUGACUUAGUUGCUCUUUAUGUAUUUAUAUUUUUGACAAAGGUUCUGUAGAGAAAUAAGCUAAAUUAGCCUGGGAUGUUGAGAGUCAUGGGUUAAUUUCUCCAAAA